AAUAAUCCUGUAGAACAAAAGUCACAACAUUUAAACUGCAAAUGGUGCUAAGUGACGUUUAGAAUGAAAUUAAAAUAUUAAAAUUUGAUGAACAGUGCUUUAUCAAUAUGACGGCAUACAGAGUGAUUUGGGAAAACGAAGAUGUCAGACUAGGUUGUUGCUCAGAAGAGUUUUCAAGACCAAAUUUCGAGGAAAAUGGGAUUUAAUAUCACGUUUAAGGCUGAAUAGUUUGUGUAGCUUGGGAUUGGUCUAAUCUGUUGUAUUGUCUGAGGGUGUAAUCAGCCUAAAUCUUGUGAUGAAGAAGAGGAAGAUUGUGACGUUGAUAAACUUUCUUUGCCGUUUAGGAUCUUUGUCACCUGCUUUAAGUUAAGAUAGAGAAUAUCAUGCGAUGUGGAAGAGUGAUGUUGUUUGCGGAAUUGAAUGCUUACGAAAGAAUGGGAACUUCUGCAAGUCAACACGGCGACCUUGCUUCCAACGAAUAUCUCCAAAAAUUUACCAGGAAAGAACAUAUAUCACCAAAUAAUCCAUUCUGGAAUAGAUUUUUAUCAAUUUCUUUCACACCCCCAGCAACAAGUUCAGAACAUCAUGCAUUAGACGAGCGAAUUGAUGCAACAUGUCGCCAGUUACUUGCAAACAAUCUGCAGUCUGGUAACUUUGGCUCACUGCUUCAUGUUUUCCUGAGUCGAGCCUCAGAGCUGCUUGCCUCAGCACAGACUGACAAUAACAUGUUCUGUUGGCAGACUUACAAUGCACUAUUUAUACUUCGUUGUAUCACCAAAUUCUUUGUGGAGAACUUGAAAGAAGAAGAUUUGGUACGCCAGUUUGAGGCUUGCCCAGCCCGACAGCCUGAUG
This is a messenger RNA of Zootermopsis nevadensis, 852 nucleotides long. The record is from RefSeq and is a predicted model, not a curated record. NCBI's taxonomy places the organism in Eukaryota, Metazoa, Arthropoda, Insecta, Blattodea, Termopsidae.